Messenger RNA from Sitophilus oryzae (rice weevil), 2112 nucleotides. Its product is annotated as protein PTCD3 homolog, mitochondrial. Lineage: Eukaryota; Metazoa; Arthropoda; Insecta; Coleoptera; Curculionidae. Gene Ontology annotation, cellular component: mitochondrion. The transcript is spliced from 11 exons. Gene Ontology annotation, molecular function: ribosomal small subunit binding; protein binding; rRNA binding. Gene Ontology annotation, biological process: mitochondrial translation. The record is from RefSeq and is a predicted model, not a curated record. The coding region runs from base 128 to 2062 and encodes 644 amino acids.
UGAUACAUCCCUACUUUGCUGUAACUUUAACCUCAAAUAUUUAUUAUUUAAUAAAAAGUGUAUUUUAUUUUCAGCUUUUUGCAUUAUUUAAUAGCUACACAUUAUAAACUGUUAAGUAGUAAACAACAUGAAUAUAUCUAGAGUUUUAUCCAAACAACAUCACCAGCUCCGACGAAUUAAACUAUGGACUUAUUUAUUUUCUACGAGUGCCGAAGAGAAAAUCGAAUUACCAAGGAGAAUUCCCAGAGGUCCAACAGAUAUAUUAAGAGCCCUUGAAAGCACAAUUCAAAGAGACCCCACAGCCGCACAUUACAAAUACCACGAUGAUCCGUUUUUGAUUCCCAAGUCGAAUGCUACGAAAAGAACAUAUGCCAUGGCUCGGGAAGCCGGUAAGAAAGCAGCUCACUGGGUUAGAAGUGAAAAUCCAGAGUUGUUUAAUCACAAGGAAUGUGACCCACCGAUUGAAGCAUUUUUUCCUAAAGUUGUGUUCGACGAAAAUAGCGAAGUUACAGAGGAUGAUUUAAAAAGAGUAAUUGAGAAGAAUCAAGUUUCUGAUGCUAUCCUUAUUAACAAGCUUUUAGCAAAGCAAGGUGCAGAAAUAUCAGCAGAUACAAAACAGGGUUUACUAGAGUUAUUGUGUUAUAAUAACGGUGAUGACACAUUAAAUGAGGAAUUUAUUGAAGAGAGAUGGUUCCGUCAAAGUUCUCGUAUAAGAGAAAGGCAAAGAAAAAUCUGGAAGGACGGGCAUGUAGCAGAAGAAAUUUUUAUAAGCAUUGACAAUCCAACUGCAGAAGCAUACUCAGCCAUUAUACAGGGUAUGGCCAAAUAUUUUCAAGUUGACAGAGCCAAUCACUUAUUUGAAGAAGCUCAACAGAAAGGAUUAGUUUUAAAUAUUGAUACGUAUAACUCCUUAAUUAGAGUAGCUAAUUUUUUGAAAGAAGGAUAUGAACUAAGAUGGACAUACGUUAUUAACAUUUUGCAAGCAAUAAACAGCGCCGGAAUCAAACCAAAUUUGGGAACUUUAAAUGCAGUACUACAUACUUUAAGUACGAUGGGCACGAGCCAAAACGUCAAAGACCUAACAUUAAAAACACUGAGGCAGUUUAAGGAUUUAGGCAUUGAGCCCUGUUUAGGAUCUUGGUAUUAUGUCCUAAUCACUUAUUGUAAAGAACGUGGCCCUAAAAGUAAUAUCUUAAGUUACAUCUUAGAUGAAAUUGAAGGCAAAACCUUCGAAAUUCGAGACUUGACCGAUACGAGUUUCUUUGUCACCGCGAUGGACGUAUCUAGAAACCAUUUAAAUGACUUGAAUUUGGGCAAACGAGUUCAUAGCUUGUUGCUGAAGGGAAAUAAUUAUAAUUUAAUAGGAGACUCUUUCAAGGAAUCUGUUUAUUACCGCCAUUAUUUUGCUUUAUUAUUGAAAAAUAUACCACUUGAAGAAUUUAUGCAGGAAGUAUAUUACAAAUUAGUUCCUAAUAUAUAUGUACCGGAACCAUCAAUCAUGGAAGAAGUUUUGAAUCAGGUUGAAAUUAAUGGUGCAGUUGAAUACAUUCCGAAAUUAUGGUCGGAUAUGAUUAUUUUUGAACAUUCAAACCGGGAAAACCUGGUAAAUAGAGUUUUAAAUUUGAUGGUUAACGCUCAUACAGCAGACGAAACUGAUUUAGCUGAGAAAUUCGGCACGAUUGCUUGGGAUAUUUAUACCAGUAUUAAUGACAAUGAGGAAAGAAAAUAUAAUCAGUUGAGCUUUACUGGAGAUAUGUUGGGAAAUAUUAUGACGUUAGCUCUACAAAAUAACGAUUUUGAAAAAGCUAGCACUGUUAUGGAAAAACUUGAUAAAGGCCACACUACUAUAGUGGGGGUGCCUAAGUUUGAAGCUUUAUCGCUCUUUGUGGAUCAUUGUAUUAAAAAUAAAGCUCCAUCAAAAGCUAUUAGGUGCAUUCAAUAUGCGUCUGAUAGUGGAUUUCCGGAUGCAGUUGUACUAGGAGCCAAGUUGAACGAACAGUUGACAUUAGAUAAAAAUCAUUUAGAAAGUUUAUCGAAAAUAGUUGACUUAAGAGUUCUAUAGUUCUUUCUUGUAUUUUUUUAUUAAACUAGUCAUUAAAUAAUUAAUUUAGA